AUGUCGGUCGACAUAUUUUCUGCACAAGAGGAGAGUGUGAGGGUGAUGAUUGAGUGCGAGCGGCGUCGGGUCGCCUCUACCUUGCCGACAUCUGGGCCCGUUGCAGCGCCAAGCACGGGGCAAGACAACGCCGGUCAGACCCUCACAGACCCGGUCGCGGCCAUGCUUCUAGCCGCGGUCAACUCGUUUCAAGCGGCGGCACCUUCAUCGCAUCCGCCAACUACUGUCACCAGCGCUGCGCCGACCAUGCAGCUCCCUGCCGCUGUUGCCACGCCGUCGGACCCAACCGUGCAGCCGGCCCGUUUGGCGUCCACCGGCGUCAGUGUAGCCGGCCAGGCUGUUCCGCCUAUUCAGAGUCAUCCUGUCGGCUUCAUACAGGUGGAUAGGGCCUUCCAGACCGGCCCGAGCGGCGUCACUGGUUCUGACCAGGCUGGUCUGGCGGGAGAGUCCACUCGGCCCACCGCCGUUACAGUGGCUACUCAGGCCGGCCAGGCCGGGCCUUCGGACAGGUCGGCGGGCGUCACUGUUGCGGACCUGGCGGGUCAGGCGGAGACGUCCACUGUUCUGGCCGGUGGACCAGUGGGUGAACACGCCGACAAGGAUGGACAGACCGAUCGUGCGGCUGGAGUCGGCGAAAAAAAGAAGAAACGGAAGGGUAAAGCCGCCGCGUCGCAGAAGGCCGUCGUUCCGAAAGAUCGCAGGGGGCAUGGUAUUAGGCUGGACAGGACGAGCGGUGGCGGGUGGCAGGGCGAGGUAAACCUGGCUGGAAAGAGUCGCUACACGGGGAGAUCGGACGACAGGAUGGAAGUGGCGUACCUCAACGGCGUUGCGACGACCAUCUUCGACGGACACGCCAGCCAACUCCUAUUGGUCGAAAUGACCGGCGUUAAAGCCGAAGAAAUGACGCGGUGGAAGGCGGAGUGGGAGGAGGCGAAGGUGAUGCCGAAGGGUAUGUGGACGGUGAUGUGGUCCCGCGGCGCCACCAUGUUUCGUGCACGGUUCCAGAAAGUCCUCGCCAACUUCAAACAGAAGAAGUCAUCAGGGCCCCCGCUGAUGAAAUUGCUGAGGCCGGCGGUGUGGUUCGGCACUGGUUGGGAGCCGGCCAAGCGCAAGCAGCAGCUCAGCGACAUCAUCAACCGCGCUUGCUUGUGCGCGGCGUUUGUGCCAGUUGCGGCAAAUGCCGUCCCCAAAACUGGUGCAGACGCCAAGCGCAUAGGCCAAGCUGUCGCUACUUCAUCUUGCGCGGUCUGGUGCUUCGCCGAGACCGUGGCCGAGGUCGGCAAUGCGGCGGGUGAAGCGAAGGCGGCGGCACUGCUGUGUGAAGCGAGCACCGAUUUUGCUGACACUUGUCACGACGUCGUGGUUGUGGUGCUAGAAACGGCGGUUGCGAGACAACCCGUCCUGGGAGAGGUCUCGUGCAACGUCACCGACGCACUGCAGAAGGAUGCUCUUCGGAAGGCGUGCAAGGGCUGUGACCCCACACCCGACGCCGAGAUUAUCGCGAGGGCGACUAUCGAGACCCUCGCUUUCUGGGGGUCGUGCAACGCCGGCGGCCCCCUUCUCUGA
This is a messenger RNA of Closterium sp. NIES-65, 1566 nucleotides long. The record is from the annotation of a GenBank genome assembly. Lineage: Eukaryota; Viridiplantae; Streptophyta; Zygnematophyceae; Desmidiales; Closteriaceae.